Messenger RNA from Brachypodium distachyon (stiff brome), 771 nucleotides. RefSeq lists its product as uncharacterized. The record is from RefSeq and is a predicted model, not a curated record. Lineage: Eukaryota; Viridiplantae; Streptophyta; Magnoliopsida; Poales; Poaceae. Bases 245 to 442 code for a protein of 65 amino acids. The transcript has 3 exons.
CGAGAACUGGCCCACUCCACUCUACGGAAAGAAGAAUACUGGAUCCCCUUGUACCUGCUCCUGUGCUUCCGCCUCCAGGAACCUCCCCUUCCUUCGUCGACUCUCGCCGCCGCCGGUGCCCGGUGCUCCUAGACGAAGCUUCUGGGACCACGAAGCCAGGGUUUACCGGGGUCUGGGCCAGGGUUUGCGCACCGCAGCUAGCUGCUGCUGACAAACUCCCUACGGUACCGAAUCCUAGCGAAAGAUGGCGGCGAAGAAGCUAACGCUGCUGCAGACGGUGGCGGCUGCAGGAGUCUUCUCAGCCGUCUCCUGCUGGUACGGCUUCAUGUUUGGGAGGGAGUCUGCCAGGCGCGAGCUUGGUGGCAUCAUUGACGACCUCCGCAACAGCUCUUCGACUGGCUCUGCUGCGUCUCCUGACUCCCACACUCCAUCCAAACGCUAGUGUGAUCUACAAUGUCAAGAACAAAAAGGGUCAUCAUAAAUACGAGGUCAGCUAUUAGCAGAGUUUACCAAGUAGUGGCAUUGUCAAAUGAAGAUCUAAGCAACUAGUACACUUGUGUUUAGUACGUUUCCUUUUUGUGGCUAUUUUAAUGCAAAUGAAUUAUGCUACAGUUUGGUAUGGGUCAUCAAAACCUUUUCUUGCCAUGUAUAAAAAUGUUGUACAUGCUCUCUUCAGGUGUACCAGAAUUACCGAUGCAUUGUACUGCUGACCAUGAUCAGAUUUACACACCAUGAAAUUAAUGAACUCCUGGUUCUGCCAGUUUGAUCAUA